Messenger RNA from Etheostoma cragini (Arkansas darter), 1836 nucleotides. RefSeq names its product ST3 beta-galactoside alpha-2,3-sialyltransferase 7 (gene st3gal7). Bases 122 to 1318 code for a protein of 398 amino acids. The record is from RefSeq and is a predicted model, not a curated record. Gene Ontology annotation, molecular function: lactosylceramide alpha-2,3-sialyltransferase activity. NCBI's taxonomy places the organism in Eukaryota, Metazoa, Chordata, Actinopteri, Perciformes, Percidae. The transcript is spliced from 8 exons.
AGCAGCUGCCAUUUUAGCUGCACAGGACACUGUUCUUCCCUCAAGCAUGGAGCACAGACGACCAGACAGCUAACCAUCAUCAUCCUCAAGUUAACCGUUUGCCUGUGAAAGCACAGGUGCCAUGGUGACGCUGAAUCACUUGAGUGUCGAGGACCCAGACGAUGGUUCUCCACUGCUGCCUGAGGCUGCGGAGGUUGCAACACCAACGCCUGUCUUUCACAGGCAGCGAGUGAUCACAAAUACUGAGUCAAGGGAAUUUUUCCUCACCAGGAGUGAGAACCUUGCCUUCAGUCUGGUGCUGCUGAUUGGAUGCUACUCGGCUAUUUUGAUUCCUGCAUAUCUCCCCUUGGAUAAAGUGGCAAAUCUCAGUGAUGACAACCAACUUCCCAAAGAUCUGGUCUUACUAAAUCGGUCAGCCUCCCUGCUGUCAGACCCCUGUCAGCCUCGGUGGUGUCUGGACCACCUCAAGCCCCUUUCUUGUUCUGCAGGCCUCCUAGACAUACCUGUGUUUGUGCAGAAGGACAGGCCUGUGUCCUGGGAUUUGUCCCCGCCUCUGGGGCUCCAGGGCAGCGAAGGUCAUCUGGCCCAGGUUCUUGCAUCUCUGCCUCAGCCUGGCAUGCCUCCAUCACUAAGGAGUGAAGGCAGCUGCAGACGAUGUGUGGUGAUGGGCAAUGGAGGGGUUCUUCAUGGCAGCCAUCUCGGAUCAGAUAUAGAUCAGUAUGACAUCAUUAUCAGGCUAAAUAAUGCUCCAGUGCCUGGCUUUGAAAAAGAUGCUGGUUCCCGCACAACCAUCCGCCUGAUUUAUCCAGAGGCAGCACCUCACUCCGCAAACGAGUAUAAAAAGACCACCAUGGUUGCUUUGGUGGUCUUUAAGAGCCUGGACCUGGACUGGCUCACUUCUGUCAUCACCAAACAGCCUCUGAGCUUCUGGUCCAAAAUGUGGUUCUGGAGGGAGGUGGUAGAUGAUAUUCCCCUGACAGCAGAGAGCUUCAGGAUCCUCCAUCCAGAGAUUAUUCAUAAAACAGGACAAGUUCUACAGAAAUAUGCUCUGAAACAGGGAAACAUGGUGCCAACACUAGGUGCAAGUGCGGUGGUGAUGGCUUUGCAGCUGUGUGACCAUGUGAGCCUGGCAGGGUUUGGGUACGACAUGCAGCACCCAGGUGCCAGACUUCACUACUAUGAGACCAUACGCAUGGAGGCAAUGAAGGCACAAGUGGUGCAUGAUGUAAGUGCUGAGAAACUCUUUCUGAGGGACCUGGUGGCUUCAGGAGCUGUGUCUGACCUCACAGGAGCUCUGAGUCAGCAGUGCAGAGACUGAAAAUGUACUGAAUUCUACAUGCAAUCCUAUCUUCUGUCUGCCAGUGUGGAGUCCUCCAUCACCGUGCCCUGCUGGAAGAACCCUACACAGCCAAGACUGACUUUUAAAAACGCUCACAAUCCCCAGGGUUGACCGACGAGUGAGAAAAUUAAAAGGUUAGACAAUCUCAUGAUCGGUGAGACUAACCUUAGCAUAAUUUGUUUACAUUCAAUUAACUUUCUACAUCACCAGUUAUUAAAUAUCAUAUGAAUGAAUAAUUGUGCCAUCAUACAUGGGAACACACUCAGCUAAUGACUAAAAUUAUGUAAAAUUAAUGUAAUGGUCAAUGGUUCAAAUUGUGUCAUUUCAAUUCUGCUUACAAUGACUCAAUAAACAAGUGAAAGUGAGACAUAUUUAUUGUCUCCAAAAUAUAAUCUAUGUUAAAAGGGAGACAUACAGUAAUUGCAUGUUUCAUUCAUACAAGUUAUGACACUAGCAGUAGUAAAGGCAACAAUGGGCAGUAUCUGCAUUUAUAAAAA